Molecule: messenger RNA, 591 nt
Organism: Cyphomyrmex costatus
Lineage: Eukaryota; Metazoa; Arthropoda; Insecta; Hymenoptera; Formicidae
Product: E3 ubiquitin-protein ligase RNF180
Exons: 3
Coding region: 242-586 (114 amino acids)
Biological process (GO): norepinephrine metabolic process; protein polyubiquitination; positive regulation of proteasomal ubiquitin-dependent protein catabolic process
Cellular component (GO): endoplasmic reticulum membrane
Molecular function (GO): ubiquitin protein ligase activity; ubiquitin conjugating enzyme binding
Source: RefSeq, a predicted model, not a curated record
UGAAGUGAGUACUCUACGAGGCUCAGUAAAGCACAUGAUCUGAGAUCUUCUGCAGUUUGUAGGUAAAAACGUCAGUUGAAUCUUACUUGUCAGAAUGCAAAAGGAAUGCGCAUUCAACCGAGUUAUGACGUCAGUGAGAAUUAUCUGAAAAUCGGUGUAAAUGAAAAACAACUAAUAAUUAUAUAUAACGAAGCUAUUAAUACUCUAUGAACUUUGAUAUUUGUAUCGCUACUUUUAUAUUAUGGAAGUAAGAUGCAAGCAUUGCUGUAAAUCGCUCUUUAAGGGUGACUCUAUCUUGUUUAAUAUGCAUCAUGAGCUAAAACAACAAACAACGGACGUAGGAUGCCAAGCAGAUGAAUCCGAUUGCUGCUCAUAUAUGAUUCCCGAGAAUGCACCAGAUUGGAUUAUGAAUGCUAUCAAUCAAGAAUCUUGGACAAAGGGAAAAUUACAUUGUCCAUACUGCAAUAGUCGUUUAGGAUCUUUCAACUUUGUGAACGAGCUCAAAUGUUGCUGCGACAAAUAUGUGAGGCCACCCAUAAGGAUAGUUAACUCUAAAGUAGAUAUAUUAUGUGAAAGUUUAAGAUAAUAAGC